Molecule: messenger RNA, 1149 nt
Organism: Pungitius pungitius (ninespine stickleback)
Lineage: Eukaryota; Metazoa; Chordata; Actinopteri; Perciformes; Gasterosteidae
Gene: aspdh
Product: aspartate dehydrogenase domain containing
Exons: 8
Coding region: 45-1052 (335 amino acids)
Biological process (GO): NAD+ biosynthetic process
Molecular function (GO): NADP binding; L-aspartate dehydrogenase [NAD(P)+] activity
Source: RefSeq, a predicted model, not a curated record
AGCCGCUCAGCAUUUGACAGAUUUCACGCCUUGACAAACUAACAAUGAUUAACUACGACCUCUCUGAGUCAGACUUUGCACUGUGCUUUCCCUCCAGUCCUGAAGUCGGGGUCCGGCUGUUGUUCUUCAUGUUGGUGGUAACAAAGCUCUGCUUGGGUUUGGGACUGUCAGUUUUAUGUUCUUUUCCCAGCACAUCUCCUCUGUCAGUAAAGGACAUGGAUACCAGCUCGUUCCCUCAAAGGAUUGGAGUUGUAGGCUACGGGCAUCUAGGGAAGUACCUGGUCGAGAGGAUCCUUAAAGAUGGAGAUGCUCUCGGUCUUACUUUGGCUUUUGUAUGGAACAGAAAUUCUGACAAGCUCAAAGGUUUUGUUCCCGAUGAACUGAUACUUGGGGACCUAUCGUCGUUUGCAGACAGGCGAUGUGAUGUGAUUGUCGAGGUGUGCCAUCCUCGUAUAGUAAGAGAAUUUGGCUUUCUCUUCCUGUCUCAGUCUCAUUUCAUGGCGGGCUCUCCUUCGGCCCUUUCUGAUCCUGAUCUGAACCAGAAGCUGCGCCAGGCGGCUCGGCUGCACAGCAGGACCCUCUACGUCCCCAGCGGUGCAUUGUGGGGAGGCCAGGACAUCCAGAGGCUGAAUGACAGCGGAGCCUUGAAGGCUCUGUUCAUAAGAAUGUCCAAGCACCCUUCCUGCUUCCGGCUGACCGGAGACGUCCUCUCCGAUUGGACGGAGGAAGAGGGCCGGCGGGUCUUGUUCGGGGGCUCGGUGGCGGAGUUGUGCCCGCUCGCUCCCAACAACGUCAACACCAUGGCGGCAGCAGCGGUUGCAGCAGGGACGCUCGGCUUCGCGGGUGUUCGCGGAGAGAUCGUGUCCGACACGGCGUUGCGUGACCAUCACGUGGUGGAGGUGGAGGUGACCGGGACAAAUGGCUUUUCGGUGCACACGGUGAGGAGGAAUCCGGCCGAGCUCGGAGCUGUAACCGGCAGUGCAACGUACAACUCCUUCUGGAAUAGUUUGCUAGCUUGCAAAGGUCACGGGGGUCGAGUUUACUUGUGCUGAAACAGAUGAGCGCUCUGCAGGAUUCACUACGACGAAGCAAUAAGAUCCAGAUGAAUCGGUGUGGAUGGCGUCACCGGAUCAUUACGUUACUGAAAAC